AGUUGAUUUCUAAUUUUAUGCCAUUGUGAACUGAGAAGAUGCUUGAUAUGAUUUCUGUCUUCUUUAAUUUGAAGAGACUUUGCCUGUGUCCUAAUAUGUGGUCUAUCUUUGAAAAUGUCCCAUGUGCACUUGAAAAGAGAGCAAAAAUAUUAGCAAGAAAAGUAAAAAAGGUAAGCGAGAACAGAAAAAGAAGAAAAAGUAAGUAAAAAUGUAUAGGGAGAAAACAUCAAAGGACAAACAGAUAAACCAAAAAAUGCAAACCACAAAUACCCAGAAAAAAGGCGGGGGGAGGGUGGAGCGGAAUCUGUAGAGGCACAGCUUAUAUAUAGAAAGUAAGGUUAAGAAAUUGAAUGAAUAGGGGGAGGACCUCGGUUCAGUAUAGAGGUGGUAGAAAGAGAAUGAGUGGAUAAGAAGAAAAUAAAGAAAAAAAAAUAAAAAUAAGUAAAAUGAAAAAUAAGAUAAAAUGACAAUAAAUAAAUAAAAAUAGAAUGAAGAAAAAAUAAUGUGGAAAAAAAGAAAACAAAAAAACACACAAAGAAAAUAAAGAAAAAAAUUUCUUUAAUAAAAAAGUAAAGCAAAAUAAAAACGUGAAUUGUCAUACGAUUCAGCCAAGUUUUAAUGCCCCAUAGGGGCUAGUUUAAUAUCCCACUCUUCUGUUUUGUCUGCCACUUCUCAGUGUCCUGUUAGGUAGUCAGCACUGUGUUGAAGUCCAAGCGAUCCACCGCUCCUCUGUGUCUAUCUCCACAGCCUUGACUGCAGGCUGGUCGGACCAAUCUGCCCACUUAGACUGUCUGUCUGCUGUCAAUCUUAAUCUCUCAAGCAGCUGUUUCUGACAAGGCUAUAGGUAGAGAGGGUGCUGUAUCUCAUUCUGGGACUGAAAGUCCUCUCUUCAACCCAGUCCCUGAGGGCUCUUUGGGGUUAUUCAGAUUUUUUGUGUCCUUUGUACCACUCAGGGUGUAGUCUGGGUGUGCCUAUAUUAGCUGCCUUGAGAUUGCUGGGAGGGGCUGGCUCUUCAGGAGAAAAAUGGCUGCUUAGGUCCAUGGGUCAGGAAUGUCCCAGUGCCUGUCUCCUGGUCAUCUUUCCCUGAUCCACUCUCCUCCACAGCCUCUCCCCAGACUCCACAAGUCCACACCUCCACCUGCACCUCAGCCACAGAUUUUUCUCCUGGCCUGUCCUCCAUGUCCGGGAGCUACCGUGGUCUUCAAGCUACAGAUGCACAUGUUGAAUGGAGCUCUUCUGGCCUUGCUGUUUCCUGUGGUAAAUACCCGGCUGCUCCCCUUUGAAUUGGAGGUAUAUUACAUUCAGCAUGUUAUGCUCUACGUGGUGCCCAUCUACCUGCUUUGGAAAGGAGGUGCUUACACCCCAGAGCCCCUCAGCAGUUUCCGGUGGGCCCUUCUCUCAACUGGCCUCAUGUUCUUUUAUCACUUCAGCAUCUUACAGAUCUUGGGCCUGGUCACCGAAGUGAAUUUGAACAACAUGCUGUGUCCGGCCAUCUCAGACCCAUUCUACGGCCCCUGGUAUCGCAUCUGGGCCUCGGGACACCAGACUCUCAUGACCAUGACCCACGGGAAGCUGGUCAUCCUGUUCUCAUACAUGGUUGGGCCCUUGUGUAAAUAUCUGCUGGAUUUGCUCCGGCUUCCAGCCAAAAAAAUAGACUGAAGGUGCUUUUUUUUUCUCCCUGAGGAAACAAGUCCUGACUUGACUUGGAGAACACCCAGUUCUUAAUGAAAUCAUGGGAGAGGGCAGUAGGAUAUUUGGUGUAUUUCCUUUUUCCUCCUCUCUGUCCCUUUCUUCCACCACUCUUCCUUCCCCAGCUCUUCCUCCCAGGAUGUCACCUGGAACCUGAGGUAUAGUGCUGACAGCUGGAUUUGUCCUCCUCCCCUUUGCUCUUUCUCCCUGCUCCUAGUGGCCUUAUAUGGAGAGACGGUAGUCAGUAGCUUUCACUGCUUGUUGGUGCUUUAACAACAGCUGGUUGAGGAUAAAGGGAACAACAAGCAGUAGCACUUUUGGCAUCGCAGUGAUGAGAUUGGUUGCAAUUCAUUUCUCCACUGCCAGGGACCUACAGAUUUAUGCUGGGGUCCCCUUUUGUCUCCAGCAUAGCCCCCACCAUAAGGGGAUUGAGGCCUUGUUUCUAUACCAGCGGCAAGCCAAGAGCCAAGGGACUUCCCAGCUCAUGGCCAAAAUAGAACUGGCCAGAUUCUUCCCAUUGGUGUCCCAUGACUCAAAGCAAGCAGCCAACCAGCCACAUUCUCCAGGAGGCUGCCUGCAAUGGGAGGUGGGGCACUACCCAGCCCAAAGGUUUGAUUCCAUUGAGGAGGAUAGAGAGCUGUUGCAGUGGCAAAUCCAAAGUGAACAAGGUUAAAAUGUCCACAACUAAUACUAAUCAGGACCCUGGGUACAUUCUGCCAGUGGAGCUGAGAACUGACCCAUAUUCCAAUCAGAAGUGAGCAUAGAAAUUAAUCAGCAGAAGUGGUAACUUGAGAAAAUAGUGAUUUGAAUCAUAUGCUCCAGUUUAGUUUAGUAUUGAUAAUAGAUUCCUCUUUAAUAUUGAGUGCCCCUUAAUUUUUUUUUCUCUCUCUCUUUUCAAAGGCAGCUUCAGGGAAGGAUGAGCUAGAGUUGUUGUUGUUUUUUGUAGGGUUUUUUUGGUGUGUGUUUUGUUUUUGUUUGUUUGUUUUUUGCCUUUUGCCUUUUGUUUAUUUGCUUGCUCAUUUGUUUUAGGGUGUUUGAGUUUGGAGAAUCCUUGCAUCAGGGCUUAUCUCUAGAGGGGCUCUUGUCAAUAUAUUUUGUGGUCUUACAGGAUAUGUCAGCAUCCAGGUUUGGGGAAGAUACAGAUCCUGCUGGUAUUGUUUCCCUAGGUCCAGAUGUUGUCACUGUAGCCAGACUCAGUGCUGAAUUGUUUAGCUUGGGAGUCAUCACACGCUCCCCACCCUAAAGCCCAUGUCUAGUUUGAAAGGGAGGUAUCAAGGAAUCAAGUCCCCAGGGGUGGAGAUUCACGUGCUCCAAAUGAAGACCUUUCGUUGAAAGACUUGAGCUCAGUCAUGCAUGGAUCUCAAAAAGGGAGGCAGUAGCUUGGCUUUUGCUGAUUGCUUGUUAGCUCAUACUAAGAACAGAUUUGCUUAAGAACAGAAAAGAACCCUGGCUGGUGUGGCUCCGUUGGUUGAGCUUUGUCCCAUGCACCAAGAGGUUUGAUUCCCAUUCAGGGCAUAUGCCCAGUUUGCAGGCUUGAUCCCCAGUAGGGGGCGUGCAGGAGGCAGCUGAUCCAUGUUUCUCUCUUUCCCACCCUUCCUCUCUCUCUCAAAAAAUAAAUUUUAAAAACAUUAAAAAAAAAAAAAAACCACACAGAAAAGAUGGUUUAAUGACUUCCUCUGGUGAGCCUCCCCUCCCAUCUCCCCCUCUAGGCAACCCAUUUGCUCUGGGCCUGUUCCAAAAAUUUAGGUGUUCCUGUAUUAGAUGUAGAUUGAGCUUCAGUGACUCAGUGAUCAUGAUUUUCGCAAAUGGACCUACAGGAGGCAGUAGAAUGUAGGAGAGUCUCUGAGUAAGGUAAGGCCCAGGGAAGCAAUCAUGGACCACCCUUUCACAGAGGCCUGCUGGCACUGAGGUGAUCAGUCUCCAGGGGUUGGGGGAACAGGAGGCAGAAAACUGGGUACUCUCAGUUCCCACGAGCUCCUCAUGACAUGUAAUCUUCAUUUUCUGCUGUCUUUGCGGGCUUGGCCAAGUUUUUCUUAGUGUCUCUCACCCUAGGGUUGCCUUCCAGAAGAGGCACCUUUUGAUUGGCUUGAUUUUCCUUGCCCACCAUCAAGCUGCUGUGUGUAGACUGGGCUGAUGAGGAAAUGUGCAAGGCCCCAGUGCCCCUCGGCCUCUUCACAAAAGAAAAAGUUGGAAGGAGGUCAUGGGUGGAGCCCUUGAGGGCCUGUCCUGUCCCCUACCAGUACAUGGAAUCUUUGUAGGCAGGUGAUGUACCUCAGCUGACCACAGUGGCAUAAGUGACUCUGAAUGAGCUCUCUUUCUCUCUGUCUGUGUGGCAUGGCACAGGUUGCCAGUCAGCCUGAGCUUUCCUUGCAUUGGCAUGCUUCUAAAAGCUGGCCUUUGCCCUGGCUACAACUCACUGUCCCGAUCUAGCUGGCAUUUUCUGCUGCUUGGAAGAAGAGAGUGAAAGUCAUGUGCCUGCUCCGGCCAGGCCAGAGACAGAUACACCUUGUCAGGGGAAGGAGGAAGUGAAGGGGAGAUGCAGGGUUUCUGGGGGCCAGGUUGGCUCAAAAACAUGUAGGUAGAAGGAAGAGAGUGAGCCUAGUCCAGAGGUUCCCCAGGGAGCCUGGGAUUGUGUUUGAGGUGUUAGGGGGCAGCAUGCACCUGAAUUGGUCUGUACCUCACUCUUAAAGGUAACCUGACCAGAACCACAGCAGCCUGCCUAGAGGGUGGCGCCCUUCCCAGUGGGACCAGGCUGCCUAGCUCCUCCCCAGAGCUUUCCUUUCAGUGCCAAGGAGGUUUCCCAACCACCCUAGCCAAGUUUCCAUAUGUCAUUAGCCAGUGUGUGAGAGCUUGGUGUGUGUCUGAGAGAGUGUCUGUAGAAGUGGACAGUUUCUUUUAAAACAGCCCUAAGAAGAGAAGUGAGUGUUCCCUCAAGCCCCUGGGUAGCCUUGGCCAAGAAUCUGGGCCAGUGAAAACAGUCUGGUCAGCUGCUCAACUUGUGGCAUCAGCUCGUAAUAGCAGAAAUAUGGACCGUCUGCUUGUGGUCUCAGAAUUUGGUUUUGUACACCAAAGAUGAUCUGGCCCAUCUUCUUCCCAGUGAUGCAUACCUCUGUGCGCUGUGAGAAAAGUACAGACUCAGUUUCCCCAAGUCAAUAUUCUCUCUUUAUCCUUGAACUUUCCAGAAUUCACAGAAGCUGCUUGCAGGGUGGUUGGGAUACAUGGGGUGGUCGGCACACUUUACCAUCUAGUACAGGGGUGGGCAAACUUUUUGACUCGAGGGCCACAAUGGAUUCUUAAACUGGACCGGAGGGCCGGAACAAAAGCAUGGAUGGAGUGUUUGUGUGAACUAAUAUAAAUUCAAAGUAAACAUCAUUACAUAAAAGGGUACGGUCUUUUUUUUCAAUAGUUUUAUUCAUUUCAAACGGGGCGGAUCCGGCCCGCGGGCCGUAGUUUGCCCACGGCUGAUCUAGUACCACAAGUCUAGGUAUCAGAUCAUCUCUCUUGCCACAGCCUCAGCCAGAGCUUUGCUAUUUGUGCUCAUUGAUAAUUCAAUGUUUUGGGGAGUGGGCACAGCUCCCCACAAAUGACAAUUUGUCAGCAGGUCUCCUGGCACUGUUGGGACUGGGUGGUGCCCUGGAAGUAAUCUGGAUGGCUCAGUGGGUGAAAGAAGGCCCUUCCUCCUGCUCCCUUGGCCAAAAAGACUUCCCUGGAUUUGUAGAUGUUGAUCCAGAUUCAUCUGUUCUCUUUGGAAGACUGAAGAGGCGGUAUUGGAGGAGAAAAGAAGAGUAGAUGCAGGGUAAGAUGCAGAUGCAGUGCUGGUUUUGGUAAAUCUGGAGCAGGCAUAAGAGAGGGGGUCCCACAGGCCCUCUCGUGCUUCUUGUCAAGGCCCCGGACUGAGAAGGGGCCUUCCUGCUGCAUGCCCUGCCUGCCCUCUGGAUGAUGGGUAGAGUCCUGACAGGGAGUGAGCCUUCCUCUUCUGUAUAUAGACUGAGCCACUUCGUGCUCAGGAAAACCUAGUCAUUUGUUGUUGAUCUUGUCUGUGACAUUUUUGUACAGUGGAUUGCUACUGAGUGGCACGAAACAAAACAAAAGUCAUUUUAAGCAAAGCUCUUGUUUUGGAAACUUGCUUUCUUUUGGUGUCAGUUUUGUAUUAUAUUUUAAAGAAUUCUUCAUUUAUAUUGGUGUUAUUGUGGUACAGAGAAUAAGAUAGUCUGAUCUGUAAUUAUUUCUGCCAGAAAAUUGGCAAAUGACUCUUUCCCUCUUACUGCCCCCCUUCCCCCAUCCUUCCUCAUUCCCAAGACAGAUUGCUAUGCACUGGGCAGACCAUCCCUGUCGUCACUCCUUCUCCUCUGUGACUCCCUUUAGGACCAGUCUUUCUGAUCCCUUUAAACAGCAGCAGGGUGAGUAUUUUUUCUAAGCUGGUUCUUGGGUGCUCUGUGCCCCCACCAGUUUGCUCACCUCUUGGGGCAUUUUGUAACAUGUUUUCCCAGUUUUCUAUAACCUUUUGAUUGUACUGAAAUGGUUUCUGCAAUCACCUUUGGAAAUAAAUAGUCAUUAAUUUGUGUACUUGGCA
This is a messenger RNA of Myotis daubentonii (Daubenton's bat), 6262 nucleotides long. It is a transcript of the gene TMEM164, whose product is annotated as transmembrane protein 164. NCBI's taxonomy places the organism in Eukaryota, Metazoa, Chordata, Mammalia, Chiroptera, Vespertilionidae. The record is from RefSeq and is a predicted model, not a curated record.